AUGGCCAGUCCUCGCACAAGGAGAGUUUUGAAGGAACUGCGACCGCUCAACGAGAAUAAUACCUGCUUCGAAUGUGGUGCUAAUAAUCCUCAAUGGGUAUCCGUCUCUUAUGGAAUUUGGAUUUGCCUCGACUGUUCUGGUCUUCACCGUGGUCUAGGUGUACAUCUGAGCUUCGUACGUUCUGUUACGAUGGACAAGUGGAAAGACUUAGAGUUGGCCAAAAUGCGAGUUGGCGGUAACCAGAAGUUCCGCCAAUUUCUUAUGAGUCAACCAGAUUAUCGCGAGGACUGGUCACUUCAUGACAAGUACAAUUCAAGAGCCGCAGCUUUAUAUAGAGAUAAGGUGUCAACUGAAGCAGAAGGGCGGGAAUGGUCGGCAGCUACAUCAUCAGCACGGAAUUAUGUCCCUUCUACGCUUAACGCAGGAAAUAGGUCAGGAGGUGACAUGUCACGUCACGCCUCAGGAACAAGUCUAGGAUCAUAUUACGGAGGAAAUAGCGCUGCAUAUUCUGACGGAGGUGGAUACAAUGCGGGCGGCCCUGCUCAAAGUGAUGAUCGUUACCGAGGAUUUGGCAACACAGUCGAUACUCCUAAUAAUCAAGACGACCUGUUGAGUGGUGCUAUGUCCUCUUUAUCGAUGGGUUGGAGUAUUAUUUCAAAAGGAGCUUCACAAGCAGCGGCUCUAGCGAAGGAUGUCAGCAUCCAAGCUACUCAAAAAGCAUCCGAGCUCUCAUCUCAAAAUAGUGGUCUCCUUUCUGGAGUUGCAAGUAAAGCCACGGAGAUAGGACAGAAGUCUUGGGGAGGUAUAUCUCAGUUCGUCAAGUCUCCAUCGUUACAAGGCCUUGGAAGCAUCAUCCCGAAAAAAGGCUACGAAGAUAUGGCGUCACCCACGUCACCCACUGAGCAAUCUUCAAGCACUUCUUUUAAUGGCAAAGCAAACUAUGAUAGUGGCGGGUGA
Molecule: messenger RNA, 957 nt
Organism: Haemonchus placei
Lineage: Eukaryota; Metazoa; Nematoda; Chromadorea; Rhabditida; Trichostrongylidae
Source: the annotation of a GenBank genome assembly